Molecule: messenger RNA, 1756 nt
Organism: Microplitis mediator
Lineage: Eukaryota; Metazoa; Arthropoda; Insecta; Hymenoptera; Braconidae
Gene: TrpRS-m
Product: tryptophan--tRNA ligase, mitochondrial
Exons: 6
Coding region: 441-1586 (381 amino acids)
Biological process (GO): mitochondrial tryptophanyl-tRNA aminoacylation
Cellular component (GO): mitochondrial matrix; mitochondrion
Molecular function (GO): ATP binding; tryptophan-tRNA ligase activity
Source: RefSeq, a predicted model, not a curated record
UUACGAACUAAUUUAAUUUGUCGGCUAUUUAAUUAAAUGUGAAAUAAACGGUAAAAAAAAUGAUAAAUGUGUGAUCGUAGUUACCGCGCUUUGUGUACAAACGUCUUAUAGAAAGAAAAUCUUGUGAAAUUAUUACAAAAAUCUAAAAAAUUACAGAAUAAUAAAAAUAUUAUAAUAAUUAAUAUUUAUUUACUUGAAAAAACAAAAACAAUAUUUUCAGUUUUUAAGUUUUAUAGGUUAAACUUUACAAACGUACAUAUCUGGCAAUAUAUAAUCGGUUUUUUUUUAAUGUAAGGAGCAAACUUUCAUUUAAGGAUUCCCAACAGUAACUUGACUAACUGGCACGUGCUUCAGUAGAGACGAUAACUGAAAUGCUGAAUGAUUACAAUCGCACAUUGUUUGCUGAAGAAUAAACUUUUGAUUUGUUAUUUCACUGACUUAUGCUUUAUAUUGACCAUUUUAUCCAUUUUUAUGAAUUAAAAAACAAUAUGUCUAUUGUGGUGAAGAGAAAUAUAGAAUUAUUCAUGAAAGUUUUAAAUUCAAAAAUAUUAUUCUCCAAAUCAAUGAGUACAGAGACCAAUCCAGUUUAUGUCAAACGAAUAUUUUCUGGUAUACAACCCACUGGUUCUAUUCAUUUAGGUAAUUAUUUAGGAGCAGUAAAAGAAUGGGUAAAAUUACAGGACGAAACCGAAUGUCUCUGGAGUAUAGUAGACUUACACGCAAUAACUAUGCCACAGGAUGUCGAAACGUUGAGAGAAAAUAUAUAUAAAAUGGCAGCAACACUUUUAGCUUGUGGCAUUGAUCCACAAAAGAGUAUCAUUUUUCAACAGUCUACUGUACCAAGACAUACAGAGUUGGCAUGGAUUUUAGGGUGUUCGUUAACAAUGAAAAAACUUGCUCUGUUACCACAGUUCAAAGAGAAGAGUGAGAAAUUAAAAAAUAUACCUGUUGGUCUAUAUACUUAUCCCAUUCUACAGUCAGCAGAUAUUUUACUUUAUAAAGCAACAGAUGUACCUGUAGGAGAAGAUCAAUUACAGCAUCUCCAUUUAGCUCAGCAUUUAGUCAGCUAUUUUAAUGGAAGGUUUGGAGAUACAUUUCCGAUGCCUAAUCCUCUAAUAAAUGGAUCGAGUGGCCGUAUUAAGUCUUUAACGGAUCCCACAAAAAAAAUGUCUAAGUCAAGUGAUAAAAAAAAAAGUUUUAUCAAAUUGAUUGAUGAGCCAGAAACAAUUAGGAAGUACAUAAAAAAGGCAGUUACUGACUUCACGUCAGAAAUAACUUAUGACCCUAUUGAACGACCUGGUGUAUCAAAUUUAGUAAUGAUUCAUUCAAAAAUGCUGGAUAAAUCAACUGAAUUGAUCUGUAAAGAAGCCCAAGGUUUGGAUACCUUACAGUAUAAAUUAUUGGUUGCAGACGUAAUCAUUGAAAAAUUGACGCCCAUACGUGAAGAAUAUACGCGAUUGAUGAAUGAACCUGCUUAUGUAAAUUCUGUUUUAAAGAAUGGAUCAUUGAAAGCAUUGCCAUUGGCCGAUCAAUGCUGGCUCGAAGUCAGAGAAAAAGUCGGUUUUUCAGGUGGAAUUUUGUCAUAAGUAAUUUAGUUCAUGAAGAAGAAGAAAGAAUUAAAUACAUACAUUUUAUUUAAAUAGUACAAUAAAAUAAAUAUAUCUUCUGUUUCAAUAACAAACUUUUCAUUAACUUGUCAUGUCAAUCACUACUUUACCUCGUAAGUGACCUUCGGCGACUCUUCUGUAUGCUUCAG